This is a messenger RNA of Podarcis lilfordi (Lilford's wall lizard), 5287 nucleotides long. The record is from the annotation of a GenBank genome assembly. Lineage: Eukaryota; Metazoa; Chordata; Lepidosauria; Squamata; Lacertidae.
AUGAGAUCCCUGCUGCUCCUGCUGCUAAUUUGCUCCCAAGGAGUCUGUGUGAAGCAGAAGGCAAAAUGCCCCUUGAAUCUGAUCAGAGAUGAAAUUGAUGCUCGCAAUUACUACCAGCCUGGAGACUUCCUCAUUGGUGGAAUCGUAUCUCCACAAUAUAUUUUGGAACAUAAUCCAUAUGUCUUUAACCAGACACCCUUCACCAACCAUUUGAUGUAAGUAAUUCUUUACGUAGGAAUGUAAAAGUCUUUAACCUCCCCUGGUCCCUAUCUCUGAAGGAGAGAGCCCCUAUCUCACGGCUGGGGAGUCUGAAACUGAUGCUCACAAUUGUACUACCAGCAUGGAGACUUUCUCAUUGGUGGAAUCGUAUCUCCAAAAGAUUUUUUAGAAUAUGAUCCCUAUGUCUUCUCCCAGACACCCUUCACCAGGAUUGUGGAGUAAGUAAUUCAUUACAGAGGGAUGUCAAAGUCCUUAAGGGACCCUGGUCCCUAUCUCUGAAGGAGAGAGCCCCUUUCUCAAGAGUCUGGGGUCCUCCAGAGAUCGCUGGAUUACAACCCCCUCUUGCCUGACCGACCCUUGGCCUCGAUGGUUGUUGUUGUUGUUGUUAGAAUGUAUAGAUAUCCCUAUACCCGGGGGUCUCAGGGCAGUUCACAGAAUAAAAUCAAGAUAUAAAACCACAAAAUACCUGAGAAAAAUAAAAACAACAACCCAAUUGCCGCCCCACCGGGGCUGAGUUGGAGUCCAGUAAAAGAUUUCCCCCAAAGCCUCUCCCAGUUCCUUGCAUCUUCCCUAGUAAAAUACUCUCCCUCUCAUGCUACUGGGUUGCUUUUGGAGCUUGGUGACACAAGAAUGCAAGAGAAUCUGGUCAGGGAUCAAAGGGAUCCCCUGGAUUUUCCCACCUGCAGGAAGGAGGUGAGGAGGCAUGAGACUCAGGCAGUUUCCAAGGUGCCAAGUUUUGAUUUAUCACUAUUCUAUUUGUACAAUUUAUAAACUGCUUCAUCAGAAUUGUCUUUAAGGAAUGGAGCAGUUUUGAGAAUGAUAUGCUAAGAUCUUCCAGGUGACAUUUGUUAGCUGAAGAGAGGGAAAGAUAUGCUUUCUACAAAAUGAAGAAAUAAACAAUAGAAGCCAGGAGACUCCCAUGCUAUGGAGUCAGAUCUCUUAAAAAAGAACAAUAAUUCUUCUUCUUCUUCUUCUUCUUCUUCUUCUUCUUCUUCUUCUUCUUCUUCUUCUCUCAUCCUCAUUUCUAAGUAAAGUUGUUUUGAGAUCUUGGACUAACUAACCCACUGGUCACAAAACACCACCUCUACACUCCUGGAUUGGAGAACAAAUCUCCAAAUCUUUAUUGUAUAAUGGGCAGGAAAGGGUUGGAUAUAAAUGCAAUAAGAUAAUUUAAUAGAGACUAAUCUUUGUGGAUAAUAUUUUGUUAUCAUUCACCUGUGAAUAGGGUUUGAGUCUUUUAAAUUGGUCCAUUCAUUGCAGCGACACAUUUGCGUUCUACUGGCACAUCUUCUCCUUCCUGUUCACCAUCCAGGAGAUCAACCGGGAUCUCAGGCUCCUACCCAACACCACCCUUGGCUACAACCUCUAUGAGAACUAUUUUGAUGCCAGGAUGACUUCAGAUGCCAUGCUAGAGCUGCUUGCAGGCAGCGGAAGAAACAUUCCCAAUUAUCGCUGCGGAGAAGAGAAUCCCCUUCUGGCUGUUCUUGGAAGGAGUGAUUCUGACAUCUCAAAGGAGAUUUCCACCAUGUCAGGCAUCUACAAAAUCCCACAGGUAUGAAUGGGACAGAGGGCAUGGAGGGGCACAGGAGGAACCUCUACUUUCUCCUGGGGGGAGUUAAGGGGGGAAACCCUGAGCUAUGUGCUGGCCAUCCGGCCAAGGCUUCUCCCACCUGCCUUGCCCCACCUUCCAGCCCUGAGCUGCUGCCAUGGACAUGAUCUGCAUGUGUCUUUUAGUGAAAUGAAUCGAGAGAAAGAUCAUGAGUCAUGCGGUGGGGAGACUGGGUGCAUGAAUUCAGGAGUGCUCGGUUCAUUUCUGGUUGCUGGUUUGUUAAGGGUGUUAAUAUUGUUCCAUAGAUUAUACAUACUGUGGUAUUUUGUUAAUCAUAUAAUGUUACUUUUGUUGAAAUUGUACUGUUGUUUUGUUAAGAGUGUCUUAUAGAACAUAAUUGUUUUACUGAUGAUUUGUAAAUUAUUCUAUAUGAAUUAUGUUGUAUUUGUGAUGUUCUAUUAUGUUUUUGCUGUUCAUGAGCCGCUUUGUGGUUUUUGUGAAUGAAAAGCAACACAGAAAUAUAAUAAAUGGAAUGAAAUCCAACACUCUUUUUUGAAUGUACCGAGCCUUUUCCUACUUGGCCCCCACCUGACAGGGAGGGAGCUGACAGGGAAAGUACUGGCAAGGGGAACCAGGCAGGCAGAGAGCGUCUUUAUCCCUUCACUUCUUAGUAUCAAGCAAAACAGACAGAGAACCACAAAGUAUGUUCCCUCCAGGCUGGAGCUGUUGCCCAGUGUGCCCCCUCCUCCUUGCCCCAGCUUGCAUAUCAGACCCCUCCUGCUCCUACGGUGGCGGCCAAGGGACCCCUUCUGCCUCUGGGUCGUUUUCUGCUCUGUGAUGUGGGUGAAACGCCUGGUUUUGGAGGAAGGAGGAAGAUCUAGCAGGCUCCCAAGGGACCUAGUCUCAACUGGCUCUGAUCUUGUCUCCACUGCAUCUGACUCCUGUCUCUCUUCAGGGCUGGUGAAUCUGCUACCUUGCCCUUGCUCCUCACCUUCCAACAUUCCCCAGCUCUUUUCGUCUUCUGGGCUGGGUCCUUUUCCCACCACCACAAACCUGGCUCCAUGCUGUCUUCCUCUGCCCCCUCCCUGGAAGACUCUUGAGGGUCUCCACCUCUUCUUCUCAUCUGAAGAGUUCCUGACACCACCAGAUGUUUCGGAAUAAAGCUCCCAUUGAUCCCAGCAGCACAACUGUGGUUAGAUAUUAAUCAUUUCAGAUUACUAAAUAUCUACUCCCUUCCUGAAAGCAAAACAAUUACUCUUUCUGUUCCCUUCCAUGAAAGUAAAACAAACAAUUACUCUUUCCUUUCUUCACCAGCUCAGUUAUGGCUUCACAGCCCAGGUUCUUGAAGAUAAAACACAGUUCCCUUUCGUCUACCAGAUGCUCCCCAAAGAGGAAAGUCAGUACCAGGGGAUCGUGGAGUUGCUCCUCCAUUUCAGAUGGACGUGGGUUGGUCUCUUGGCUCCAGACAAUGACAGUGGAGAAAAGUUCGUGAGGACUAUGACACCUCUGAUGAUCAGAAAUGGGAUCUGCAUUGCCUUCUCAAAAAUAUAUACAGAAGAGGAUUUAUUUCAAGUAAUGGACCCAAGUGAAGCUGUUAUCAACAGGAGACAAGUCGGGGUAUUUGUUUGCUAUGUAACUGAUACAAAGGAAAUUUUCUUAAUAAUGGAAACAUGUAUAAGUAUUGAGGAAUAUUGGAAGAAGGAAAUACCGGGAACAGUCUGGAUAACAACUGCUUUCCAGGACAUCAACGUUAGCUUGACUUUCUCUCCUAGGUACAUCCGGUACAUUCAAGGUUCUCUCUCUUUCACAAUUAAGACCAGGAUAAGGAGCACCAAACAUGGUUAUGAUGAAUCUCUGUUCCGUAAUUUUUUCCUUUUUUGGAGUGUAGCAUUUCACUGUUCAUAUUCCAAGCAUGUUUUAUCCCCGAAAGGCCAGAUAAGAUGCAGAGAGAAGGAGGAACGGGAGUCUUUGCCCCAAGAGGAGAUUGAGAGCGCUCUGUCUGGAGACAACUAUGGCACUUACAUCAAUGUUCAAGCUGCAGCCCAGGCCUUAAAUGCUGCGUUUUCAUCUAGACCACGGCGGAUGCUGAUGGUGGGAGAAGGAGCCAAAUGGGAACAGGGAAGGCUUCAGCCAUGGCAGGUAUUUCCUUAGGCAAUUUGUUUUUUAAAAGGGAAAUGAUUUUAUUGCCUUUUGUAUUAAUCUUAUUUAUUAUUUGUAUUAAUUUUAUUUUGGAAAGCCCCUUGCUCCAAGUGAGGAGGAAUAAAAUGCUGCUGUCAUUCCAGCUCCACCCUUUCUUAAAAGAAAUCCAGUGUUUGAAUACUUCCAGGGGCACAAUGUGUUUGGAUGAGAAUUGGGAGCUGCCUCCUGACUUUGAUAUCAUGAAUUGGGUGAUGUUUCCCAAUAAGUCUCGUGCUUUGGUGAAGAUUGGCAGUACAAGUAGAGAGGCAUCUACUGGCAUCAAGUUCACCAUCAACCCAGAAGCCAUUGAGUGGCCUGAGAAGUUUCACAAGGUAGGGGAUGUUACCCAGGAAGAAGACUAGGAGAUCCUGCUCAUGCUCUUCCUGGAGCCUCUUUUGCCAAAUGACCUUAUAAGGGGGACCAAUGGUGUCCUUUCCACCCAGUUUCAGCUGCCAGCGCUGCUCCUUCUUGCCACAGCAGCUGAGAGGGGAGAGGAAUCUGGAGGCUCAAGAAUGCGCUAGCGCCCAGACAUCCUGAGAAAAGGCAGACUAUGUUUCCCAGCCAGGUUCCGCUCUCUGUUCACCUGGGGAAGAAAGAAAGCAGCACCCAGCCCUCUUCUCUUCUCUUCUCUUCUCUUCUCUCUCUCUCUCUCUCUCUCUCUCUCUCUCUCCUGUCCGGUCCCCCAAAGCAUCAAAAUAGGCUGGUGGCUGGUUUUCUCUAAACCCCAAAUCUUACACCCAGGUGUAUGCACCCUGUGGUUUGGCAUGUGGGACAUUAUCCGAAUCCUAAAGUUUGGCAAAACCGCAUUAAAGCCCUGAACAGCCAAUUGGUACAAUAAAACCUCAAAUAUUUAAUACUUCUCUGUCUAGGACUGCCUUCUAAAAGUCAGCUAGUUACUUAUUUCCUUGACAUCUGAUGGGAGGUUGUUCCACAUGGAAGUCGCCACCAGUGAGAAGGCCCUCUGCCUGGUUCCCUGUAACCUCGCUUCUCACAGGGAGGGAACCGUCAGAAGGCCCUUGGAGCUGGACCUCAGGGUCAGGGCUGGAUAAAGGGGAAGGAGACACACCUUCAAGCGUACAGGGCCAAGUUCGUUUAGGGCUUUAAAGAUCAGCACCAACAUUUUGAAUUGUAUAUAAAUGUGUGAUAUAAAACUUGCAUGAACAAAUGAACAAAGAGAUGCUUCUAUGCAAAAGGUGGACAGGCUCAGGGGACAAGAGAUCUUAUUAGGUCAUUUCCAAACUGUCAAAAUUCACCUCCUUUCCCUCUCCCUGUAUCAUGUUUAUUGAUUUUCCAUGCACUUUCUUAUCUUCAUGGUUAGGCCGUGCCUCGUUCCAGGUGUAG